AUGGGAGAUAAAAGAAUAGCUCACUAUCGUAGCUCUCACAAGAUUUUGUUAGUGGGAGAAGGAGAUUUCUCAUUCUCACUAUGUUUGGCUAAGGCAUUUGGCACAGCCAUAAACAUGGUUGCUACCUCUCUAGAUUCUAGAGCAUCUUUAAGGAAGAAAUAUGGAAAUGCAUUGAGGAACUUAAGAGAACUUAAAGGUCUUGGAUGUACCAUUGUGCAUGGAGUUGAUGUGCACACUAUGUUGGAACACCCACUUCUCGAAAAUCGUUAUUUUGAUCGUAUAAUUUAUAAUUUUCCUCAUGCUGGUUUCGCUUAUCGUGAGAGUGAUGACUAUCAAAUUAAGCUACAUAGGUCUUUAGUGAGUGGAUUUUUCUACAAUGCUAAAUUCAUGCUUAACAAAGGUGCAGAAAUUCACAUUACUCACAAGACAGCACACCCUUUCAGUAAAUGGAAUAUCAGAGGAUUGGCUAAACGUCAGAGAUUGUUGUUGGUGGAAGAAGCUGAGUUUUAUCUGGAUCUUUACCCUGGUUACAGUAACAAAAGAGGAGAUGGACGUAACAGUGAUAGAAGCUUCCCUAUUGGAGAGUGCAACACAUUCAUGUUCAUGAGUUAUUUUGAUCGUUUUUUAUAG
This is a messenger RNA of Vigna angularis (adzuki bean), 630 nucleotides long. RefSeq lists its product as uncharacterized. Bases 1 to 630 code for a protein of 209 amino acids. The transcript is spliced from 3 exons. Gene Ontology annotation, cellular component: cytoplasm. Gene Ontology annotation, molecular function: rRNA (uridine-N3-)-methyltransferase activity. The record is from RefSeq and is a predicted model, not a curated record. Lineage: Eukaryota; Viridiplantae; Streptophyta; Magnoliopsida; Fabales; Fabaceae. Gene Ontology annotation, biological process: rRNA base methylation.